Gaeumannomyces tritici R3-111a-1 is the source of this 270-nucleotide messenger RNA. RefSeq lists its product as hypothetical. The record is from RefSeq and is a predicted model, not a curated record. NCBI's taxonomy places the organism in Eukaryota, Fungi, Ascomycota, Sordariomycetes, Magnaporthales, Magnaporthaceae. Bases 1 to 270 code for a protein of 89 amino acids. The transcript has a single exon.
AUGACUCCUCCGCUGGCCGACCGGGCGCUCCAUCACGCGCGGGCCAAUAGCCAGCCGCAGGGCGGCACGUCGGGCUGGCGGUUGGAAUGUGCCUGGGCCACAGUCGACUUGAGUCCAGACUUGAGUCCACACGCCCCGCUGAGGAAUCCCAGGAGGCGGAGGCGGCCCUUGUCGCAGCGCCACUCGACGCUCCCCGGCGCGGUGUGCGGAGCGGAAAUGUGGGUGGGCAGGGCAGUUUUACAGGAGGUGUGGCUGGCGGGGGAGGGGUGA